This is a messenger RNA of Pieris macdunnoughi, 1059 nucleotides long. Lineage: Eukaryota; Metazoa; Arthropoda; Insecta; Lepidoptera; Pieridae. The record is from the annotation of a GenBank genome assembly.
AUGAAUAAAACAGUAGACUUUUGGGAUUACUUUAAUAUGGAUUUCACGAUUAAUUCAACUGAAGUUGUGGAUUCAGUGCCAACUGCGGAACAGGAGUUUGUUGUUGGAGUGUAUAGUGUUUUGUUUAUUAUUGGUUCUAUGGGCAACGUUGCUGUGUUUAUCGCUCUGAUUCGGUCAAGGCGUAGGAAGUCCAGAGUUAACUUGUUAAUGACUCAUUUAGUCGUGGCUGACUUGAUUGUCACGUUUAUUGUUAUUCCAUUAGAGAUCGGUUGGCGCACCACAAAUGCUUGGUUGGCAGGUAACGGAGCCUGCAAAUUCUUUUUGGUCCUUCGAGCUUUCGGCCUCUACCUUUCUUCAAAUGUUUUAGUCUGCAUAUCUUUAGACAGGUUCUUCGCUGUGUUGUAUCCUCUACGAUUAGCGAUAGCAAGAAAAAGGAGUAAGACAAUGCUUUCUAUUGCAUGGAUUGUUGCGUUUCUUUGCAGUGCACCUCAAAGUCUCGUGUUUCGAGUGAUGCAUCAUCCCACGGUACCCGAUUUCGAACAGUGUGUGUCGUUUGGUGCAUUUUCGAAUCAACACCAAGAGUUGGCGUAUAAUGUGGCAUGUCUGCUUGCGAUGUACUUUAUUCCACUCGCCAUUAUAACUAUAUGCUACGCUUGUAUUUUCUUUGAAAUCUCGAAGAAUGCUAAAGACAUGUCAGGUAAAUGUUUGCAGUCAGAUCAGGGCAGGAUCCAACUGCGAAGAUCAGAUCAUAGACCAUUGGCAAGAGCACGUCGGCGAACUUUAAGAAUGACCGUGACCAUUGUUAGUGUCUUUGCUUGCUGUUGGCUCCCGUAUGCAACAAUGACACUAUGGUACAUGUUCGAUCGAAAAUCAGCCAUGAACGUCUCUGCCCGUAUCCAAGAUCUUUUCUUCAUAAUGGCAGUUUCGAACUCUUGUGUGGACCCACUCGUGUAUGGAUCUUUUACCCUGGAUAUGAAUAUCAUCCAAAUGAUUUUGAAGAAGGUGUUAUGUAUUCACGGAGAAAAUCUUGAUGGUGAGUACUGUUAUUUGUAUGAUUAG